AUGAUUGGAGCAAUGCCUGCUGUGGCCGUCCGCCACGAGCGGCGGAGGCAGGAGAAAAAAGUGGUAUGCGCGAAUAAUCUGAACGCUGGUGACCGGGAAGGCACAUCAAACACCACUGGAAACCGGAGACCGAGUCUUUUAACACUGCAGUCACCGCAUUCUCAGACAGGCACACCGAUCACGUCUCCGCCGUACAUCCAAAACACACUGCCAGAUAUCUAUGUCUGCUCAAAAAUUUUGCCAGCAAGACAAAUUCGAGUGGAGUUUAAUGAAUAUGAGGCUAGAAGAAAUUUGUGCAAUUCACAUGAUGUAUUUUUAAUUGAUCAGAAGAUAAGUGGAUUUUUGGUUAAGAAAUUAGGAAAAGAAUUUUAUAUUAAACGAAAACUACCAAUUACUGUUAAAUUGGCAAAAAAACACUUAAAAGCUGAAAUAGAAUCAAAGUUACACAAGACUUCUUUUUUUCUUGAUUACAGAGGCACUACUAAAACUCUUCAAGUUGGUCAUAUGCAACAAACUCCUAAGCAAGUUGCUGAAAAUAUCAUAGCUACCUUUAAUAAUUUAGCACAUAGUUAUCCAGGGGGUCUAAAAAAUAUCAGGUGUCUGUUGAUUAAAAGUCCAACUUCUGAAUCUUUGCCUGUAUAUUAUUCAAUGAUAUCUAGGAAUGAAGUUCAAGGACCAUACACUAAAUCUAAACUGUAUUCUAAAGAUAAAGAAGUUGAAGGUGAAUUGUUUGGAAAACGUGUAAUAGUAAAACCUAAUGGAGAUGUCACAGUGUUGUCGGGAUCUGAAGAAGAAUCAGAUUUUGAUGAUGAAAAUGAUGUUUAUGUAUCUAAUAAAAAAAAUAAACAAAACAAUAGUGAUGAAUCUGCUAUUGAGGAAGAUAAUGAAGGAGAUGAAGGUUCUGAAKAAGAAUCAGAUUAUGAUGAUGAAAAUGAUGUUAACGUAUCUAAUAAAAAAAAUAAACAAAACAAAUCUGCUAUUGAGGAAGAUAAUGAAGAAGAUGAAGUUAGUUGUUGUAAUCAUACUCAAAUAAUAAGAUUAGGGAUUUGUAUGCGUUAA
Molecule: messenger RNA, 1059 nt
Organism: Diuraphis noxia (Russian wheat aphid)
Lineage: Eukaryota; Metazoa; Arthropoda; Insecta; Hemiptera; Aphididae
Product: ribosomal L1 domain-containing protein CG13096
Source: RefSeq, a predicted model, not a curated record